AUGUUCAGCGUGUCUUCCGCUUCGCUCGAACCUACCAGCUGGUCCCGACCUCGUGAUAUGAACGAGUUUCUCACUACCGCGGGGUUCCGCUUCUCGCAUCGGGUGCAGAGGAUGAUCCUCGCCUGGAUGGCAAAGGGCCUCCCGCAGAUGGAGGUGAUCUGUGUUGGGGAAUGGAUCGAGCAGCUAGACGAGCCAGGCGCUAGGUCCGCUGUGGCGACGCUGAAUACUGAAGCAAUGCAGGAGGAGGUCGGCGGGGAGGGCCUAGACGACGGCGCUACGCUGUUCGCCGUGUCUCUCCAGCGGUCCGUCAGCCACCGUCCGACCACUGUGUCUUCGCUCCAUGCAUCGUCGCUUUACGGUCAACUUCCUACGCAAAGUCGCGCGCGGGCUAGCGCGCCCGCUAUGCAGAGACCGAACGGAAAGGCGGCGCGUGUGCUGGAUAGCUACGGUGGACAACUCGCGCGCCCAGAAGAGGCCUGUCAUCGCGCGAGUUUUCCGCCGCAAGACGAAAGUGAGGUCGGCGACUACGAGAAGAGCCGGCGCUCGCAGUUGGCUAGCGCGGGGGUGACGUGGCUGGGCAUGCAACGGUAG
Molecule: messenger RNA, 591 nt
Organism: Schizophyllum commune H4-8
Lineage: Eukaryota; Fungi; Basidiomycota; Agaricomycetes; Agaricales; Schizophyllaceae
Exons: 6
Coding region: 1-591 (196 amino acids)
Source: RefSeq, a predicted model, not a curated record